AUGCUGCCCCUGGUGUUGGCUGCCGUGCCGGUGCUCAUAGAGCUCUUCUGGGCGCUUGCGGCGGCAUCCGUGGUGCUGGCGCUGUUCCCUUUGCCGGGGCUGGGCCUCUUCAGAUCUGCAGUUUUGCUAAGCGCAGCGAGGGGAAAGACAUGGCAGUCAAGGCCUGCUGUGCUGGGCCGGUUCAAGGACAUGUCUGUCCCACAUGACUGGUUCUGGCAUUUCUAUGUGGCGGGCUCCUUUUCAAAUACACUUUUUCUGUAUUUGAUUUCCUGGCAUUGGAGCAGUGGGGGGCAUCUGCACAAUGCAGCACAGGUGUUGUGCUGUGUUUCCAUUUCUUCUCCAAUUUCAUUUGCUUCUCUAACAAAUCAGUGCCCCUCACCCCAAGCUAAGAUGAUGCAGUUUAUGUUGUUUGGCUUUGCAGAUGUGGGGAAGGAUUCAGGCAAACUCCAUUGUUUGUAUCCAACUUCCCUUCUGAUUUGA
This is a messenger RNA of Ostreobium quekettii, 480 nucleotides long. The record is from the annotation of a GenBank genome assembly. NCBI's taxonomy places the organism in Eukaryota, Viridiplantae, Chlorophyta, Ulvophyceae, Bryopsidales, Ostreobiaceae.